Molecule: messenger RNA, 8830 nt
Organism: Bombina bombina (fire-bellied toad)
Lineage: Eukaryota; Metazoa; Chordata; Amphibia; Anura; Bombinatoridae
Gene: BRPF1
Product: bromodomain and PHD finger containing 1
Exons: 15
Coding region: 294-4094 (1266 amino acids)
Biological process (GO): regulation of transcription by RNA polymerase II
Cellular component (GO): MOZ/MORF histone acetyltransferase complex
Molecular function (GO): protein binding
Source: RefSeq, a predicted model, not a curated record
GCGGGCAGGGCCGGAGAUCCCGCAGGACGUUCUAUUGUUCCCCGCGGCUCGUAACUCCGUACCAGGACCCGGCCAGGAGAGCCUUACAGCCCUCCAACUGGAGGCCCUAGGCCGCGGGGUAUCCAGUACCUAACCCCCAAAUCUCCUCACAGAUUCUGCUCUUCUUAAACACGCAAUUCGCAUGCUUCAAGGCCUAGUCUUUUUAUACAUGGGGUUAGCGGAUUCCCCGGGCGGCAGGACCACCUGAGCACCGGCCCCCGGGAUGACAAACAGCAGCUUCAGCCAGAUGUAACAUGAUGGGUGUGGACUUUGAUGUCAAGACAUUCUGCCAUAAUUUGAGGGCCACCAAACCCCCAUAUGAGUGCCCAGUAGAGACUUGUCGUAAGAUUUAUAAGAGCUACAGUGGCAUCGAGUACCACUUGUAUCACUAUGAUCAUGACAACCCACCACUACAGCCGCAUACCCCUAUCCGCAGAUCUAAAAAGAAAGGCCGCCAUCCCCGCUCUAACAAGCAGUCACCUACGCACUCAGAGGUUUCCCAGUCUCCAAACCGAGAGGUAAUGACUUAUGCCCAGGCUCAAAAGCUAGUUGAGGUGGAGCUGCAUGGUCGCGUGCAUCGUAUAAGCAUCUUUGACAACCUGGAUGUUGUUUCUGAAGAUGAUGAUGCGCCAGAAGAAGCCCCAGAAAACGGUAGCAACAAGGAAAACAAUGAAACUCCAGCAACCACUCCCAAGUCUGGCAAGCACAAGAACAAAGAGAAGAGAAAAGAUUCCAAUCAUCAUCAUCACCACAGUGCAUCUACAGGAACCACCCCAAAGCUUCCAGAAGUGAUCUACAGGGAACUAGAGCAGGAAACACCCGAUGCCCCUUCUCGUCCUACUUCCUAUUACAGGUACAUUGAGAAGUCUGCUGAGGAGCUUGAUGAAGAGGUGGAGUAUGACAUGGAUGAAGAGGAUUACAUCUGGCUUGACAUCAUGAACGAACGUAGAAAGGCGGAAAGUGUGAACUGUAUCCCCCAGGAGAUUUUUGAAUACUUAAUGGACAGGCUGGAGAAGGAGUCCUAUUUUGAGAGCCACAACAAAGGGGACCCCAAUGCCUUAAUUGAUGAGGAUGCUGUGUGCUGUAUUUGUAACGACGGAGAGUGUCAAAACAGCAAUGUUAUAUUAUUCUGUGACAUGUGCAAUCUGGCCGUACACCAGGAGUGCUACGGAGUCCCAUAUAUUCCAGAAGGCCAGUGGCUUUGUAGGAGGUGCCUUCAGUCACCAUCUAGAGCUGUUGAUUGUGCACUGUGCCCAAACAAGGGAGGGGCAUUUAAACAGACAGAUGAUGGAAGGUGGGCGCAUGUGGUUUGCGCUCUCUGGAUACCCGAGGUUUGCUUUGCCAAUACUGUGUUCUUGGAGCCUAUAGACAGCAUUGAACAUAUCCCACCAGCUCGCUGGAAGCUGACAUGCUAUAUUUGUAAACAGCGUGGCUCAGGAGCCUGCAUCCAGUGCCACAAAGCAAACUGUUACACAGCUUUCCAUGUUACGUGUGCUCAGCAGGCUGGACUAUACAUGAAAAUGGAACCUGUGAGAGAGACUGGUGCUAACGGCACCUCAUUUAGUGUACGAAAAACUGCAUACUGUGAUAUCCACACACCGCCUGGGUCUGUGUGCAAGCUCCCAGCCCUCUCCCAUAGUGAAGGGGAGGAGGAGGAUGAUGAGGAAGAAGAAGACGGGAAGGGACUAAGCUCUGAAAAAGUAAAAAAGGCAAAAGCCAAGUCAAGGAUAAAAAUGAAGAAAGCCAGGAAAAUUCUUGCUGAAAAAAGAGCAGCUGCCCCAGUGGUCUCUGUACCUUGCAUUCCUCCCCAUAGACUUAGUAAGAUCACAGAUUGCUUAACCAUCCAGAGAAAAAGCCAGUUCAUGCAGAGACUGCACAGCUACUGGACGUUAAAAAGGCAGUCACGCAAUGGUGUACCUCUCUUACGGCGCCUACAGACGCAUUUACAGUCACAAAGGAACUGUGAGCAGGACGUAAAGUGGAAGAUACCUAUACCUGAGGAUUCUCAACUUCACUUGGGAGCACUUGCCAACUCAAACGAAGAUAAUGGAGAUCAAAGUGUCAAGAAAGACUCAACGGAUAAGAACUGGAUUCUAAAGGAACAAUUAAAAUCAUGGCAAAGACUCCGACAUGAUUUGGAGCGAGCACGUUUGCUGGUAGAAUUAAUACGAAAAAGAGAGAAGCUCAAAAGAGAGACGAUAAAAAUCCAACAGUUGGCACUUGAGAUGCAGCUGACUCCUUUUCUCAUUCUCCUGAGAAAAACUCUGGAGCAGCUGCAGGAGAGAGAUACAAGUAAUUUGUUCAAUGAUCCAGUCCAUCACACUGAGGUAACAGAAAUCUACGAAGUAAGAACCCCCCUCACCCCACAAUUUAUGCAGCGUACUUCACAGCAUAAGGUACCUGACUAUCUAGAACAUAUUAAGAAACCAAUGGACUUUCAGACAAUGAAACGUAAUAUAGAUGCUUUCCGCUACCAAAACUUUGAUCAGUUUGAAGAAGAUUUCCACCUAAUUGUCAACAACUGCAUCAAAUUUAAUGGCAAGGACACCGGUUUUUACCGUGCUGCAGUGCGGCUCCGUGACCAAGGAACCAUAGUUCUCCGCCAGGCCCGUCGGCAGGCAGAAAAGAUUGGCAUUGACUUUGAGACAGGAAUGCACAUACCUCAAGUCUCUAUAGGGAAUGAGAUUGGUCGUCGCAGCCGAGCAAAUGAUUUUGAUCGCAAUCCUCAGUCUGACAACCGGAAGCACAUAUCUCUAGAGGAGCAACUGAAACUGCAACUAGCACGUCUAGAUGAGGUGAAUGCAAGCAAGCAGAAUAUUGGCCGAGCUCGGCGUGCCAAGAUGAUCCGAAAAGAGAUCACGUCAAUCCGUCGCAAAAUGGCCCAUCAGCAAGAAUCGAGAAGGGAGGGUGGCACUGACCGUCAUGGUUCAGCCGGGCGAGGAGCCCUACCUUUGCAUGGCCCUUCAGAGAAGGAUGGACAGACGGACAGUGCUGCAGAAGAGAGCAGCAGUCAGGAGACGGGGAAAGGACUUGGCCCAAACACAUCCUCCACCCCUGCACAUGAAGUUGGUAGAAGGACCUCAGUCCUUUUCUCCAAGAAGAAUCCAAAAACUGCAGGACCCCCAAAGAGACCAGGGAGGCCUCCUAAGAACAGGGACAACCAGCAGCCGCAGAUCAGCAGCCCUAUUGGACCCCCUCAGCUCUCUUUAAUGAGAGGGUCACAGAGACAGCACAAAAGAGGCAGGAGCCCUCGCCCAACUUCCAGCUCAGACAGUGAUAGUGACAGCGACAAGUCAGGAGAAGAACCAUCGCUUGGUUUACCUUCAAAUGGCUUCAGUAGCAGUAAUCAGCAAGUCAAAAAGAGUUUUUUAGUAUAUCGAAAUGACUGCAACCUUCCUCGAAGCAGCUCAGACUCUGAGUCAAGCACCAGCAGCAGCAGCAGUGCCGCUUCAGACAGGACCAGCACAACUCCUUCUAAACAAGGUCGGGGAAAGCCGUCCUUCUCUAGAGAGAACUACCAUGACUACAGCAGUGAGGACACGUCUGGAUCGGAAAAUGAGUCUUACUCCAUUAGUGGUCGAGUUGGGCAUAGCUUGGUGCGUAAAGGGCUUGUGGAACGAGGGGCCGGAUGGCUGUCUGAAGAUGAAGACUCCCCCCUUGAUACUUUAGACUUAGUGUGGGCCAAAUGUAGGGGUUAUCCCUCCUACCCAGCUUUGAUAAUUGAUCCAAAGAUGCCCCGUGAAGGUAUGUUUCACCAUGGUGUCCCAAUUCCUGUACCACCUGUAGAUGUUCUCAAGUUGGGAGAGCAGAUGACCCAAGAAGCACAAGAACAUCUCUACCUCGUUCUCUUUUUCGAUAAUAAGCGCACCUGGCAGUGGCUUCCACGGACAAAGCUGGUUCCUUUGGGUGUAAAUCGAGAGCUGGAUAAGGAAAAGAUGCUGGAAGGGAGAAAAUCAAAUAUCCGUAAAUCGGUUCAGAUCGCUUAUGACCGUGCCAUGCAACAUCAUAACAAAGUUCAGGGAGAGCAGAGCAGCGAAUCCAGCGAAAGUGAUUAGCAGUUGGUUCUCCAGAGCAGAUUUGUUAUUUAUAGGGCACACAAAGUGCCUUUUUCUGCUGCUGCUUACAACAGAGCCUUUAAUGGUCAGAAACUGCAGUGCAGUUGUAAAAGAUUAAAAAGGUAGUCUAAAACCACAGGUCAAACCUUAAAAUGCCUCAAGGUCUCAGGAGUGUUAGUAGCAGAUUAACACUCAUACAACAUUGGAGUGGUCAGUGACCUUUUUUGCAUCUUGUUUCAUGCUAGUAGGCAGCCUAUGAAGAGUUUAGUAGAAAUGUGGUACUAACCGUAAAGGGCAUGACCGGAUUUUGUUUUUCUUCUCCUUUGUCAGUGAUCAGGAAAAGCAGCAGGUGAAUUCCUCAAUUUAGUAUGGUUGCUGGUCAACCAUCAAUAGCCCACGGGCUAGCACUUUGAGUGUGUAAGUUCUACAGCCAUUGGAGUAUAACUCACAACUGCUGAGAGACCUGUUUUUCUGUGGAACCUGCUGGACGAACAUGUAAAAUAUAAAAAUCUGAUGCCAUCCCUUUUUAUGCCUGCUCUGUGAUCAUGAGUUUAUUUGUACAGACGAAACUCCUAACUAGUGUCUUUUAUUAUACAACUGUCUUAUGCCUGGUUAUCAUGAUAGGAAAGCAGAGAUAUCUCUGUCUUGUUCGUGUUGUUUUUUUUGUUUUGUUUUUAUAUAAUAAUGACUGUAAAUUUAUGUGUAUUAUGUAAAAAGGAACAUGAAAUCAUUGAAAACUUACAGGUAUCCCAGCCAUGCAGCAUAGUUGUAAUUUAACCUAUGGGUGAGAGUUCCUGGUAUUUUUACACAAAUGAAGGUAAACUGGAAAAAUUGGGAGUUUAUUUAUUCUAAAUUCAAAAGAAAAAAAUAUAAUCUAAAUCCUUAUAAAAGAGUUUAAUUUUAAAACUGCGUGAAAUAUAUGGAUCUUAAAAAUAUACACAUUUUAAAAAUAUAUAUAUAUAUAUUAUUCUAUUGCGAAAAAGUGACUUUAAAUUUUUUUAUGAAAUGGUUAUAUUGUAGUUCUUUGGAGCAAUGCUAGUAGCAAAGACAAAGUAAUUCCUUCCAUUUGAAAUUAAGGACAAGUGAUGAUAUUUAAAUCACCUGGUAAUUUGGAUAGAGAACCUAUGAAUGUCUAAUACCUGUCACCUAGAACUCUGGGACCAUAGGGUCUACCUUUGUCUUCUAAGUAUUGAUUGCAACAGGCUAUUUAUUGCUAGCAACUAGUGACCAGAUGAUGCUCUGGGGGAAAAAAACAUGAUCUCUUUAAAGUAUUACAGCACCAUAUUAUCUCUGCAGUUGAUAUGACUCUGGAUUCCUUAUUGGCCCCAGAGAGUGCAAAUCUAUUGAAAAGUAAAACAAUUUUCUAAAUGUUUAAAGGACAUUAAACACUAUGGGCCAGAUUAUGAGUGGCGUGCUGACAGUAACGCAUUAGUGAAAAGGGGUUUAUCGUGGAUAUUUGCAUGCGUCAGGUGUAGCGUUUGUAUUACAAGUUGAAAGCGAGUGCAAUUGCGAUUUACAAAAUAAAGUUAACCAGAGCUCUUGAGAGAGCUGUUAUCAGUUUCCCGAAACAAAAAAGUGUCACAAAGCAUCAAAAAUAAAUUACAACGUACAUUUGCACUCAAAACUAAUACUUUUUUUUUUUUUUUUUUAAUUGCACCAAAAAGUUAUAAGGACUCAAAGAUAUGAGGUCUCAGGUGUUAGAAAAAAAAGUCAGGACAAGGGCUUUAACACUGAGAUACAUACAUAUACAUGUCUAAAUAUGUAUGUGUGUGUGUAUAUAUAUAUAUAUAUAUAUAUUUGUGUGUGUACAUAUGUAUUUAUAUGUGUAUAUAAAUAUAUAUGUGUGUGUAUGUGCAUUAAUUUGGAGCCCUUUGAAGUCAAGUAGAUGAAAACAUGUAAAAACAUAUUUAUGCAAGUGUUAUGUAUUUACUGUAAAUAUUUCACAUUCCAAUGUUCUGCACAUAUCAGAAUAUGUUCUUUGUAUUUUUAAAUAUAUAUUCAUAUAUAUAUAUAUAUAUAUAUAUAUAUCUAUACCUACAGUGUGUGUGUGUAUAUGUAUGUGUGUGUAUGUAUAUAUAUAUAUUAUCAAAAUACAUAAAAUAUGUAUUUAUGAAUAAAUAGAACAUAUUCUGCUAUGUGAAGAACAUGUCGGGUUAGCGUGUAAGUAGGGUGUUAAGUUUCACCAUCCCACCCCCACACACUUUUUCUGCUCCAUUGACGUCUAUUGGGAAAUAUGUUAACACAAUCACAAUAUUCUGUUUUUGCACGCAUCAGAUUAGUGCGCAAACAAAAAACGUUUUACUUUCUACUUACAUUACAAGCGCUACCUGACCCAUGUAAAAAGCUUACUUCUAGCACAGUUAGUCAGAGAGUGUUAAGUACCGCUCCACUUGUAAUGUGGCCCUAAAUACAUUUUAUAAUCUCAUUACCCUUUACCUCCCUCUAUGCAAUAUUUAAAUCUUGCUUUUAUUGUAUUCCAGUGCUGGUGUGUGCACAUGUGCAGAAUCUCUCCUUCAGAUACCUGCAGUGUAACAGGUUCCAAAAUGGCAGCACCUAUUAUUAGAGGGAGUAAAAAUGCUCACAUCCAAUUAAUUUAUAGAAAAUGUAAUGAGAGGAUGAUCUAUAAGAUUUAAAAAUCUAUAUGUAGAUGCACAGACCCAGGCAUCAUCUUUUACUGCAAACCGUUCAUCAGUUACAUUUCCUGUUUUGAUACCUGAUAUACAUGAUUUUCAUGAAGGCCGCUGAUGGUUACUGUAAGGCUGUACUCCUAUGGAGUAAAUGUAAUUAUGCACUACAUGAAGAUAACUGUAGUUAAUAUAUCUGUAUAAUCAUUUAUGAAAUGGUAAAAUACCAUGUUAUGGCUCCUUAAAAACAUCUGAUUAAAGCACGGAAGAGCACAAUAAACCAUGUCAUUUCAUCCUGCAGCAGCAAUCUGUAGAAAAAACAAACAAAAAAAGAGUUAAAUUGACAUUAAACUUUUAACAAAAAAAUACAUUUUAUAUCAUUCGUAUAAGACAGUGAUUUUUAAACAUGUUAAAUAUGUUUUGCUGACAAUGGUAACUUUUAACAGUUUAUUUUGAUUUCAAACUAACAGGCAUUGCACAAAUGAUCUGUGGGAUAGAAGUCCAUUGGCUUCCCACAGUUCUGUUGGUGGACAGUAACCUGCAAGCAUCAUUUUUUUAUUUAUUUUUUGGCAUAGAAAGAUCCAUAUUUUUAUUUAUGAUUUAUUUUAAUAUCCUCUUUUAUAUGCAACAAAGGGACAUCAAAUUAAAUAUUCUAAUGUACCAGGGCAUUUUAUUAUUGCACUAGUGCUUGCAUAUAACUGUGAGUUAAACACAUAGCAAAAGUCAGCUCCAUAGCAGCAAUGCACUACUAGGACCUAUCUGAACACAUCCGGUGAGCCAGUGGCAAGAGGCAUAUGUGUGUAGUCACCAAUAAGCAGCUAGAUUCCAGUAGUGCAUUGCUGCUCCAGAGCCAAUAUACGUAUGUUUUUUGAUAAAGGAUACCAAGAGAACAAAGUAAAGGGUCGGUAAAUCCUUUAGAAAAAGCUUAUCAAAUAAUGUAUCUGCAAAGAAUCCCAUAGACUGAAAUUUUGUAGAAAAUCAUUACAUAAACGUUUCUAAAGGAUUGCAAUCGUCACAAAUAUUUUUAGUGUGUAUGUGUAUAUAUAUAUAUAUAUAUAUAUAUAUAUAUAUAUAUGUAUGUAUAUGUAUGUAUAUAUGUCUUAAAACUGCAUACUCUAUCUGAACAAUGAAAGAUUUUUAUUUUCCUGUCCCUUUAAUGUCCUUUUAAAUGUUUUGUUUGACACCUUUUAAUAGGUGGUAUCCCCAUACCCCACCACACAUCAUAAAUCAUUGCAAUUCUUUUUUAAACUGUUAUAAACUUGAAAAUUUACAAUUUCAAGUUGCAAAACGCUACCAAGAAGAGCCAAGUGUUUUAUCCCACAUUUUGGCACUGAAUUAUUUGUAGAUUUUAAACAGCAAAAAAAGAUUGCAACCAACUAUUACACAAUAAAAACGUGUUUAAUCAGCACAAAUGUAUCUGCUUCUGGAACACAUUUGCAUAUUAUACAUUUCAUUAACCGCCUUGAGGCAGGAGUGGGAAUUAUUUUUUUUAUUUUAUUUUUGUAUUAUUUUUUUUUGCUGCUCAGAUUAAUCUUGUUCUGUUCAGACAUUUGUAACACCACUUCCGGAUUUUUUACAAAAAACUGAACAGUCCACAUGUUCUGACGCAGGAUUUUAUUUUUAAGUCCGCACAAUACCUGGGUGCUAUUCUUUUUUUGUAAAUUUGAGAGCACACUCCAAUUGGUCUUUUGUCAAAUCCCAAGCAAUUUUGAUUUCUCAAAUCACACCCUUUUGCUGCUGCUUUUAGCAUGCUUGCUUAGUUCCUUCUCAAAUAUAGCAUGUCUGUAAAUAAUGUAUAUAAAAAGAGAAUUUAAAUUAUUCUCCUUUUGUGAAUUUUUUUUGUUGUUGGGGGGGGAACAGGUAAGGGGAUGGUAACGUAUAGCUUCUUAUCAUGACACUUUUUACAAUAGAACUAGCAAGAACAUUACAUAUUUGUAAUACAGAUAUUAUGUAAUAAUUUGAUAAUUUUAGACUGUCCAGUAGACUUUCUUUUUAUGUUUUUGUCAUUUUUUUAUCAUUAUUUGAGUCUUAUUGCAUAUUUCUGUUUUGUAUUUAUUUCAGAAGGAAAAUAUAUUGUUCUUAGAAAAUAAAAUAUAAAGAAUCGCUGUUUUA